AUGAGGUGUACUACUUUGAUUAUGGUUUCUUGUGUUUUCAUCGGUAUGAUUCUAAGCUAUGUUGAAGAAGCGGAAGCUGGGGCACCUCCACAAGACUGUUGGAGUGAGAUCCUAUUUACUGGAAAAUGUGGUUUUCACGGAAAGAAGAAUUGCUUCAAAAAUGUGGAAGCCAAGAUAAAACAACGUGUUCUUCAAUGUUCCUGUAACGAUGUUAAAAAAGAUUCGAAUACAUCUAAGGACGAACAUUACUGCAGAUGUCAAAGAGAGAAUCCUUAUGAGUGUCAUUUCUGA
Capsella rubella is the source of this 291-nucleotide messenger RNA. Its product is annotated as defensin-like protein 232. The transcript is spliced from 2 exons. The coding region runs from base 1 to 291 and encodes 96 amino acids. Gene Ontology annotation, biological process: signal transduction. The record is from RefSeq and is a predicted model, not a curated record. NCBI's taxonomy places the organism in Eukaryota, Viridiplantae, Streptophyta, Magnoliopsida, Brassicales, Brassicaceae.